Messenger RNA from Trichoderma asperellum CBS 433.97, 663 nucleotides. NCBI's taxonomy places the organism in Eukaryota, Fungi, Ascomycota, Sordariomycetes, Hypocreales, Hypocreaceae. The record is from RefSeq and is a predicted model, not a curated record.
CGUUGUGUGCACGAGCUAUGUUUUGGAAGGUUGUCGGCGAAUUAUUUUGCCUUUGGAUGAGCCUAGAUGGAUGGAUCGGAAACACGCUCCUCAAACAGUUGAUCCUGCCCUAAGUCACAGGUCGCAUCAUGCGGAUAAAAGAAACGUCGAGAAUAUUGCCCAGCGGAGAGAGUAUCUCGGUGUUUGCCUCGGAAUGUUAAACCGCCAAGGCUGUGGUCGGUUACAGUCAUGCGCGCGGCUCUCUGCACCAACGGUCUAGAAAGCUGAAGCUAUCGGAGGUGGCUAGGCAGGUUAUGCGAAGCCAUAGUAUCUUGGGCUAUAUGUGUUAUUCUGUGACAAUUAUAGUUUGCUCCGGGCGAAUAAUUCUAUUCUCCUCUAAAUCAUUUAGGGCAAUCCCAACAUUACACUGCACGAAAAUGCAAACGAUACGCGUCCUACCCACAGUGUCGCCCGUAAAACGACCGAAAUCCAUAUCAGGUGGUGGAAUAGAGUAGUCGCCAGUAAAGCAUUUCAGCAAAGUUUUUCUGCUCGAGAUAAUGCCGCCUUAGUUAGGUCUAUGUUGGCUUGACUUUCUGAUAGCAAGCAGGUUAACUUUUGGACUUCCUAAUGCUUUAGCCAUAUCUCGAAUUAUAAUUAUAAUUAUAAUUAUAAUUAUAAUUCGUU